Molecule: messenger RNA, 3789 nt
Organism: Cottoperca gobio
Lineage: Eukaryota; Metazoa; Chordata; Actinopteri; Perciformes; Bovichtidae
Gene: znf513a
Product: zinc finger protein 513a
Exons: 5
Coding region: 287-2194 (635 amino acids)
Biological process (GO): positive regulation of transcription by RNA polymerase II
Cellular component (GO): nucleus
Source: RefSeq, a predicted model, not a curated record
CACAGCCGAAUCAGAAAAUCAAUUAAGUUAUGAAAAAUACCAUUAAUUGCCUUUCUUUGUCACCGCAGCUCAUGAAGAAAUGGCGGAUCUCCAGACGUUGUACAUUUGAGGGAAAACACUUCGCAUCUAAUGGCGUGUAUUCCGACGAUAAAAAUCAUCUCAAUCGACAAGGAUAUUUACGUUUUUUAGAAAUACUGAAGAAUAUCUUCCAUACGGAUGAGAAUGAGCUGAUGGUUGUGGAAGUCUGCAAGAAGACGUUGCAAAAAAGAGAGAGGCUGUCUGGAAGAUGCCAAGAAAAAAACAACAGAAUCCACAGCCAGUCAAGUUGGAUUCUGAAGAUGGUGUAGCCAUUGAAGCUCCAGGAAACCUCAGCUUAGACACAGACUUCCUUCUGGGACAAGACCUCGAGUUUGAUGACCCUGAUCAUGACAACAAGAUUCUAGGCCUGGAAAAGUUCUCAGAAGUAGCGGCUGAGAUCGGUUUCUCUGUGUAUCCUCUGGGUGAUGAGGAGAGCCCUGCCUACAGCCAGCUCAGCAUGGAAAGUGAAACAGAUAACUCGCGCGGCACGACUGACAACGGCAGGGAAGACGAGGGCAGAGCAGCCCAGUCCGAGCCCAGUUUCCCCCCCUACCUGUCCUGCAGGGGCUGCGGACAGCUCCGUGAUGAACCUCUGGGACCGGGCAUAGACCUGGUCGGUCCAUACUGCCUUAGGUGCUGCAAAGCCUCCAGGGAAGCCAAAAGUACAGACUUUUGUUCGCCUUUUGGAAGCAUCAGCGGGAUUCGCUCGGCUUCCCAUUUGCAGCUUGACGAUGAAGAGGUGGAAAGCGGGAUGGAUGACAAAGCACUGACUGCUGAGGACAAAUUGGCCAAGCUGCACUCGUGCCACCUCUGCGGCUUCUCCUCGCGUUACGCCAACCAUGUGAAGCGUCACAUGAAGACGCACAACGGGGAGAAGCCCUAUAACUGCCCCUUGUGCACUUACGCAUCAGCCCAGCUGGUGAACCUGCAGAGACACCUGCGCAUUCACACUGGGGAAAAACCUUACAAAUGUGACAUCUGCACUUUUGCCUGCAGUUCCCUUGGCAACCUCAAGAGGCAUCAGCGCAUGCAUGUGUGCUCUGCAGGGGCGGGACAGGAAGCCCCACCACGACCUGCCAGUGGCCAAAACAGCCUGAAGAGGCAUGUGACUGGGCAGAGGCCCAAUGAAGAAGUGUCUGGUACUGCAGCCAAGGUUUCAGAAGUUGCAAGGCCGACUUCAAACCUGAGUUUGGGAGCCCAGAACAAUGACUACCUAUCAGCCUUUGAUGGCCUGAAGGGGGCGUCACCACCACCCAUACCAGCCUCUAACCCAGCUCCUGGCCACCAGCCUCCGCCCCUGCUGGACACCACAGGCAGCAGCGGCAGCAGCAGGGCGACCAGAGGGGGUAUAGCAGACGGUGCCGCCCUCCCCUCUUCACUUUUCCCUUACACUUGCCGGUUGUGUGGCAUUGUCCUGGAGGACGAGGACGGCUCCUCGGCCCAGAUUUGUGCCAAGUGUACCCUUGAAAUGCUGACUAAAGACUCUUCAUCAUCUCCCAACAGCCCUGGUGAGCGCAGUGACAAGGUGUACACCUGCUCCGCCUGCCCUUUCCUCACACACUACCCAAACCACUUGGCCCGCCACAUGAAAACUCACAGCGGCGAGAAACCGUACAAGUGCCCACAGUGCGACUAUGCCUCAGCGCACUUCGACAACCUCAAGCGCCACCACAGAGUGCACACAGGCGAGAAACCUUACAAGUGCCAUUUGUGCGAUUACGCCUGCGGGAACCUGGCAAACCUGAAGCGCCACCAGCGGGUGCACUCGGGUGCAAAGCCCUUCCAGUGUGCCGUGUGCAGUUACAGCUGCAACCAGAGCAUGAACCUGAAGCGGCACAUGCUCCGGCACACAGGAGAGAAGCCGUACAAAUGUCAGGAGUGCGGCUACACCACUGGCCACUGGGACAACUACAAGAGACAUCAGAAGAAACACGGCCUGGCCACAGACGGCUGGGUCAAAGUUCCAAUGACUGGAAACGACGAAGAAGAGGAUGCAAGGAAAAGGAUGGGAGUUGGCGCUCCAACUCACAGAAAAGAAACGGGGAAUGAUAUGCAGUAUAUGUCUAGGGAGGGAGGUCAGACAAUACACUCGUGCUACAAACUUGAGAUUGUAUAAAAAAAUUACUCAGCAAAACUAAGCUACCAGCAAUUUGUUUUUCACAGAGCCUUUAUAUUGUUUUAGAGUGUGUCGGUCUUUUAGAGUUUUGUCGGAUGUCUUCAGAGGCUGCUAAUUGUUUAUUUGUAGAAUCUCGCACAAUUAUGAAACACAAUUAUGAAUAUUUUGAUCCCAUUUUUGGAUUAAGUAAUGUGUCUGUUUUAGAGUUUGUCUUCUCCGUUAGUGUCAAAAACAAAAGGACUUUCUCUCCUGUGAAAGUCCUUUGACUGUCUUAUUCUGUACGUUACCCCACACUAGCCUAAUUCUAAAAUGUCCCUCUGAUAUUAUUAUACAUCUGGUUAUUAAUUUGAGUACAGAGAACACUACCAAAUACAUGUGCACAUUUAACACUACCAGAUGUAUGUUCACAUUUUUGCCUGAACUGUUGAGCUGCACUGUGUAGUCUAUGGGUUGUUGUUUUUUAUUAAAGUUGUUUGUGUCACAUGUUUAGGUCCUAUUUGUUUUGUACCAAAAAUCUAAUGAAAUAACUUGAAUGUUACUGAUAAAUGAUGACGUUUGGUUUGCUUGAGGAGGAUAUUUUAACUACACAGUGCGGCUUUAAGUAAAAAAUGAGUCCUUGUAAGGGCCAAUAUUGUGCUUUGCUUGCAUUGGGGAACAAGCUCUGGUAAUGGCAUAUCUUCAGAUUAUUUACUAAUGUAUGUACUACUAGCAAAGUGCUUUAAAUUAUACUGGACUUGUUUUGCCAUUGAUAAAGUAUACUGAUUAAUUAGGUUGUGUUUACCCAACUAAAUAAUCUCAUGUGUCUUGAACUGCAUUGCCAUUUUUGCCAAACCCCUCAGGUUUAUAAAAUGUGAUUUGGAAGACUAAAAUGUUUAAACUAUAUAUUUCUGGUUGUUAACACUAACAUUGCAUGCACAGGCAUUUUGAAAGGCGCUCUUCCGUCUUCAGUAUUGUUAAAGAAAAAGCACAAUCAUACACACACGGUUGCAUUAAAAAGGUUUUAGACUAAAUUGUGGAGGGGAAAACUGCAUUAGUUGACAAUUCUUAAGUGAUUCCGGAGUAACGUGUUGUAAACGAGCAUGUUGUUCAAAGGAAUUCUUUGCCCACAAACUUGUACUUGCUACAUAUCAUUAAUUAUACGAUUUCUUGAACUUUAAAUUUGUUGAUCAUGUUCUUUUUGAUUACUGUUUACUAUUUACUGUGAAAUUAGCCCAUUCUCGUAUUUUUUACUUGAAAAAGAUGACACUAUUAGUAAGCAUGUGUGUGUAUGUAAUAGUCGUUUUAUUUUUCUAAUGUGGCUAUAAUACACUGCUAGAAGUGAAUACCCUAAUAUAUAUAGGAUUUUUUUUAAUGGUGUCAUUUUAGUUCCCAUGGGAAAAAUAAUAGGGACUGCAAUUUAAGUUUACGCUCUUUUUGAAUUACUAUUAUAUGCAAGUGAGAUAUUUUUCAGGUUGCCAACUUGCCAUGACACAACGGAGCAUUGAUUAGUACUGACAUCCCCCCAAGUGUCUGUUUUUGUCUUUAUGCAGUGUCUCAUAAAUGCCUUAAGUGAGGAUUUUGAAAUAAACACAUGGAAUUCAUUUCAUUGAAUGUCA